AUGAAGCGGCCGCGCCCGGACGCAAGCAUGACCGAGUUUGCGCGUGCGCACCCUGAAGUCGAGUACGCGCUGCAGCUGCACGCAUCGCAUCGUCGCGCCAAGGCCAAGCUGCCAUCGGCCAAGAAGACCGAGACCAACCAGGCCAAUGAGCGUACUUUGCGCCUGGCCAACGACAGCGUCCACGUCUCGUUUCCCAAGGCCCCGCGCUUCCGUGGCCGGCUUCCGGACGCGAUACCCCGUCCUGUCGGCAGCGCCAAGCGGCAACGCAGCCAGAUCCACGCCGGCAUCUAUGUCCUUCGCAACACCCGCACGGGCCACGCCUUCUUUGGCUCGACGUGGGAUUUGGAGAACGCCAAGAGCCAAAACUACCAAGACCUUCUCGACGGCAAGCACGUCAACCGAGCCAUGGUCCGCUCGAUGCGCGCGUAUGGCGACCGCGACAUUGCCUUUCAGAUCCUCCAGACUAUCCCGACGGGGAAAGAGAUCCAGUUCCGGGAGCUCGAAGACGCAUUAAGCCAGCGACUGCAGUUUUACGUGGCGCGGGCGCAGCGCACGCACGCGCGGCGCCUCUUUCGCCGGUGGCAGCAUGCGUAUUGGAGUUACGCGCUGCCGGUUUGGAGCGCCUUUGUGAAAGCCCGGCAAUCGACCGAGGCCAUGGCGGCGGCCCUCGAGCUUCAGCGACUAUGGCGCGGGCGGCGUGGGCGACGGGCCGCACACGCCCGUCGCCGGUUCGUCGCGGCGCGGCGACUGCAAGGCGUAGUGCGGGUCUUCCUCUCACGUCGAGUGCUCUUGCACCUGCGCCAAGACCGCGCGGCACGAACCCUCCAGCACACGGCCAAAGGCUUUGUCUACUGGGCAAAGUUCAAGCGCUAUCGGCGGUCGACAGCAGCCGCCGCCACGCUGCAGCGCGUUUGGCGCGGCCACGCCGGUCGGCGGCGAGCGCACGCGGCGCGCUUGCACGAGAAGAAGACCUUGGCCGCGCACGUGUUGCAGCGGAGUCUGCGGCGAUUUGCGGCCUCGUGCUUUUGGGCUGCCCGCCGUCUGCAGCAGCGCGAGACCGCGGCGGCUAUCCAGCUGCAGCGACGGUGGCGCGGCGUCUAUGGGCGUCGACGCGCCGCUUUCUAUAGCGACAAGCGGGAGCAGGUGCGGCGACUGCAUCGCGCGGCGGCCACGAUCCAAACUGCGUACUACGCCUACCACAUCAAGAAGUUCCAGUUUGCCGCGCGCUCGCUGCUGCAGCAAAAGCGCACCGCGCAAAGGCUCUCGGUCUACUGGCGCAACUUUGUCGCGCGCAAGUUUGGCUGGGCCGCGCUGCAGAUCCACUUGGAGCACAAGACGGCGACGCACCUCCAGCGCUGGCUCGUAUCCGCGUCGAACCGGCGCCGCAUUCGCCGCGGCUGCCUGCAUUGCAAGCUUACGCGUCGCGCGAUUGUCCUGCAGCGCUAUGCACGCGGGUACAUCGCCCGCCACGUGCUUCUUCCGGCCGCCAAGCGCCGCGUGGCGCUCACACACGCGGCCAAUUACAUUGGGCGGUGGUACCGCAGUCUCAAGUGGGCGCGGCUCGUCACGUUUGUGUUUCGAACGCGCGCGGCAACGACGAUUCAAGCAACGUUCCGGUCGUUCUGCGUCUAUCGGCGCUUCCAGGCGAGCAAGGUCGAGUGGCGCGAAACCCGGGCGGCGGUCAAAAUUCAAUGUCAGUUCCGCAUCCACCGCGCCAAAGUCCACUUCCGCCAGCGCAUAUACGUGCUCCGCGCUGGCGCCUGCGCCGAGUGCCGGAACGUCCUCGCAAAGCUCUACUCGAUUCCGCUCGGUCUCGAGCUCUGCGAGAGCUGCUACACCAUGAUCCUCGACGUCACGGACCUGGCGCGCGACGCCGAUCUCCCGAUACCCAUCGAACUCUAUCGGCACCAGCGCGCAAUGGCGACCAGAAUUGCUGCCGCGUACAAGGGCUACGCCGCGCGCCUCUUGCGCCGCUCGCUUGUCUGCGACAUGUGCGCCACCCGAGCGGAAGCGCGCAUCUGCCUCGAGUGUCCGCGCACGGCGUGUCACUCGUGCAUGGCGACCGUUCACGCACUGCCCUACAAUGCACAGCAUGUUGGCUGGCGCUUUGCGGACCAUGCGCGGCGCACGGCCGCGGCCACGGCGCUCCAAGCACGGGCUCGUUGUUUUCUGCAGCGAGGCACGUUGCAAGCCCGCCGCGACGCCAAGCGCUCCGCGGCUGCCACGAUACUGCAAGGGUGGUGGCGCGCACGUUACUCGCGCCACCUCGCACGGCUUUUGCAGGCAAAGAAGGUGGCCCACGACGCCUUGCGCACCGCCGCGGCAAGGACCCUCCAGCGCGUCUACCGGGGCAUGCACGGGCGCCGACGAGUGGCUCGUCGGCGCCAGCACAUUGCCGAUCAGGCCCGCUUUGACGAGGCUGUCAUCACCGUGCAAGCCCACAUGCGCGGGGCCUUGGCGCGACGCUGCGUCAACGCCGAACGUGCCCAGCGUCAAGUGAUACGGCAAGCAGGCGCGGCCUUGGCGAUUCAGUGCGCCUUCCGUCAACACGUGGCCCGACUGCAGUGUAGCCAGCGGCGCCGGUUCCUGGCGGCGCGGCGCAUCCAGAGCAUGGUGCGCGUCUACUUGGCCAAAGGCGUUCUUCUUGCGUUGCAGCUCGAGUACGAGCGCAACGUGCAAUUAGCGAUAGAGCACGUCAAGCACCGACGGAUGGUGCGCCGCGUCACGCGGAUCCAAGCCUUGUACCGCCAGCGCCGGGACUUUCGCCGCGCCGUGGCCGCUCGCCUGGGUAGAGCCCGCGACGCCCGGUGCCACUGGGAGCGCGUGUGCCAGUUUGUCGAAACGCGCAAUGCACGCCUCCUCCAACGCGCAUACCGGCGUCGCUACGCGCUCUUAAGCCGCAUGGCGACACGACUACAAGGCCUUGUCCGACGGCACUUUGCCCGACGGGACGCAGCGAUUCUUGACGCCAAGACCCAGUCGUUGCGGCGUGAGACGGCGGCGAUCACGCUGCAGUGCUUUGGCCGAAGCAUCAUGGCGAAUCGCACAGUUGCAGCGCUGCGCUUGGCAGCAGCAGCACGAGCUCAAGACGAGUGGGUCGAAUGCGUCGAUGAAACCAGCGGGUACACGUACUACUACAACACGGUGACCGCCGAGACGCGCUGGGACUGCCCGACCGAGAUGCCACUUCUGACGGACAGCAACAACGACAGCGCGCCUGUAGAGAAGGUCGGAACAGGGAGCAAGGGCGAUGGCGAUCCAGCGACGGGCGACUGGGUCGAGUGCUGGGACGAGACGCACAGUGCCUUCUACUACGUCCACUCGGUGACGGGCGAGACGUCGUGGGAAGCGCCGGCGACGUCCGAGACGGCGUACGACUGGUACUAUGACGAGAACGGACAAGUUGUCUACUACACGCCCGCCACCGACGACAACCAAACGACUGCACACUAA
Saprolegnia diclina VS20 is the source of this 3453-nucleotide messenger RNA. RefSeq lists its product as hypothetical. The record is from RefSeq and is a predicted model, not a curated record. The transcript has 9 exons. NCBI's taxonomy places the organism in Eukaryota, Oomycota, Saprolegniomycetes, Saprolegniales, Saprolegniaceae. Gene Ontology annotation, molecular function: protein binding. Gene Ontology annotation, cellular component: spindle pole. Bases 1 to 3453 code for a protein of 1150 amino acids. Gene Ontology annotation, biological process: mitotic cell cycle; establishment of meiotic spindle localization; spindle organization.